UUUUAUAUGAAUAUUUGUAACGUUGUAGUUGUUUGCUAUUCGUGAUUGUCUCAUUGCUAUCUACAUGUAUCAAAGUAAAUCUUCCAAAAUUUCCGAGUAACCUCAAAUUGUCAUAGUUACAUAAUAAACUUUUAAUUUUUAGGGUAACAAUGGGUCACGGUUUCGGUCAAUUGUACAAACUGCGAGGUAUUAUCACCUACAAAAUCUCCCACUUUGAACAAAAAGCUUUUACUGGAUUGAUAUCGCAUGGAGUUCCAAACACCAUCAGAAGAAUACUGGACCAGAUCAUCUACGUUGUUCCCCCACUUGGAAUUGGAUAUAUAGUGUACGAUCAAGUUGAAAAGGAACAUCACAGAUUGAUGUUGAAAAAUCCAGCUGAUUAUGAAAAUGAUAAGUGAAUAAAGUGAUAGUCUUCAAUUGUAGGUUAAGUGGUAAAAGUAAUAAAAUAAAAACUACUAAAAUCCAA
Diabrotica balteata is the source of this 466-nucleotide messenger RNA. The record is from the annotation of a GenBank genome assembly. NCBI's taxonomy places the organism in Eukaryota, Metazoa, Arthropoda, Insecta, Coleoptera, Chrysomelidae.